GGUGUGUGUUACAUUUAGCGCGCUUAUUUUUUAUGUUUGUAAACUCGUCCUUAAAUAGAAAUUUAGAUAAUAAUGGGGAGAAAAACAGCUGCGAGCAGUGCAAAGAGUAAAGAAAAACGUUUGCAAAGGAAAGAGGAACAAAGCAGGAUAAGUCAAGCUAUGACUAUUGUUGCAAAUGCUAAUAAAUUGGAUGACCCUUUAGACCCUUUUCCGGUCUUCCGAAAAUUCAAUAAAAAUGGUAUAGAAGCUGAACUUUUUGUAAAAAAGUCUGCUGACUUAGAUCAAAAUGUUAAAGACUGGGCUUUUAACUUGACUAAAAAGAACAUGCAGCUGAAGUAUGAACAAUGUACAUGGGGUUGGAGUGAUAGUAAAAAAAUUGAAGAACUAACAGAUGAAGCAGCAUGGUAUCUUGUAGCCAAAGCUUCAGAUGGUACUUUGCUUGGAUUUUCUCAUUUUAGAUUUGAUAUGGACGAAGGAAUUGAAGUACUCUAUUGUUAUGAACUGCAGCUUGAUUCAUCUUUUCAAAGGAAAGGCCUAGGAAAGUUUAUGAUGCAAGUACUAGAAUUAAUAGCAUUUAAGAACUACAUGAAAAAGGUUGUGCUUACAAGUUUGAAGAAUAAUCAAUAUUCAAAGUUCUUUAAAGCACUUAAUUAUGAAUUAGACGAAUCAUCUCCAUUAGAUGAUGAAGAAGAUUCUUAUCCAUAUGAAAUCUUGAGCAAAGUAAAUAAACUACUAGCUCCUCAUAUGUCUCCAAUGAAGGUGAACUCGAAUCACUGUUGCUCAGGCCAUGAUCAUCAUCACUGAACCUAAAAAAUCUCAACUUCCAAUUUUUGUACAUUUUAAAUUAAUUUUUUUAGUAUUGACUCAUUUUAAAAAAUAAAUAGGCUUUUAAAUUAUA
Molecule: messenger RNA, 898 nt
Organism: Diabrotica balteata
Lineage: Eukaryota; Metazoa; Arthropoda; Insecta; Coleoptera; Chrysomelidae
Source: the annotation of a GenBank genome assembly